AUGGCAUCGAGUGCACCAAACACCGGCGUCAAAUCGGUGCUGUGCAAUAGUAAUUCAUAUUCGAAAGGCGAUCCAUUUGCUAUUAGUCUAGCCUAUGUUCUUGCAGAAUUGGAGACUACCACGCCUGCCCGUAAAGGCUAUGAUUUCUACAAUAUUUCGCCUUAUCCAAAUGCUUUUGCCUUCGGGCACGCUAAUUGUAGCUCAAGUUUAACAAGACCGGACUGCAAAACCUGCCUCGGAGCGGCCAAAACCGCCAUGUUGGGGUCUUGUGAUGGGCGGAUUGGAGCUCGAGCUGUGCUGAAUGAUUGUAGUGUUAGCACAAUAUCAUCAAGUUCAUCAGACUGCAGCCCAGUCAAUACUAUUAAGAUGAUGAGUGUUGUUCCAAAAUUCAGUUUAAUAGUCUCUGCACUUUUGAUUACAGUUAAAGGUGGAUCAGAUACCAGCAUUAAUGUCCUAGUUGAAACAGCCAAAAAUGAAGGAAUCUAA
This is a messenger RNA of Fraxinus pennsylvanica, 486 nucleotides long. NCBI's taxonomy places the organism in Eukaryota, Viridiplantae, Streptophyta, Magnoliopsida, Lamiales, Oleaceae. The record is from the annotation of a GenBank genome assembly.